Molecule: messenger RNA, 3651 nt
Organism: Aspergillus mulundensis
Lineage: Eukaryota; Fungi; Ascomycota; Eurotiomycetes; Eurotiales; Aspergillaceae
Product: putative spindle-pole body protein (Pcp1)
Exons: 3
Coding region: 1-3651 (1216 amino acids)
Cellular component (GO): microtubule organizing center
Source: RefSeq, a predicted model, not a curated record
AUGGCUUACCCGUACAUCGACACCCCGCGCACCGAAGUCGACGGAAACGCGACUUACCUGACGCAUGGAUACCGCAGCGUCGGACGACACAACUUAUCCGCCCUUGACUCGGUUGAAAACUCAUUUCAAACGCCCUCGAAAGACGAAGAUGUCCUGAAGGUUCUCGGCGACGGCCGCAGGCGCAGCUCUGCGGGAUCGAAGCUCAAUACACCGCGUGCGACUGCCGGCACAAAGUCAACGAGGAGCGCGUUAAACUCACGACAACUCCCGACAAUGGGCGCGAAGGGCGAGUUUACGCCAAUGCUGAAGAGUGCGAUGAAGAAUAAUUAUCUGAGGAAUGCGUCUACGACGCGCGGACCAAAGACUCCGUCUUACGCGAGAGGGGGAUACAGGAGCAAUGGCAAUACCCCAGGGUUGACGGUUAUGGAGAUGACAGGGAUUGAUGAAGAGGACGCGACAGUUGACGACCCGACGCCUGUUCCGCAAGUAGCCAGCAGCAGUGUGGCAGGCACCCCACUUCCGGGACUUGCCAGCCGGGACAAUGGCGUUUUAGGCGACGGAAGUAACAUGACACUAAAGGAACAAGAGAAGAUCAUCGAUAAGCUUGACAAGGACAAUUUCGGGCUGAAACUGAAGAUUCAUUUCCUUCAAGAACAACUAGAGAAGGCUGGGCCGUCUUACAAUCAGGCGGCACUACACGAGAACACCGAACUUAAGGUCUCGAAGUUGACGAUGCAACGCGAUAUAUCACGGUAUAAGAAGAGCCUGCAACAAGCCGAACGUGACCUAGAAGCCUAUCGCCAACAGUUCCAGGAGUAUAAAGAGAAGAUGCGUAGGAAGAACACAGAUGAGACGAUACAACGGGAAAUGGAGUCGAUGAGAGAGGAGCUUGAGAUCAGGGACCAGCGUGUAAAGGAGCUACAAGAACAACUAAGGGAGGCAAAGGACUCGCAGUCAGAUCAAAUCGACAAGCUCCGUGAUGAUAUUGAGGACCUGGAGGCAUCUUUAAGGGAGAAAGAUCGAACAAUCGAGGAGCGCGAAGAGGAGAUCGAGGAACUGAAAGACAAAGAUAAUCAAGAGAAAGACGCUCUCUCCGAGCUGGAAUCUGAACUUCGACGAGCAAAGGAACAGCUGGAGGAAUUGCAGGACUCUCUAGACCAAGCAAGAUCGGAUGCCAUAGAGGCCAGGACCUCCGAGCAACAAGCCUUGGAGGAGAAAGAACGCGCGGAAGAGAACCUUCAAGAACUGCAUGACGAGAUGUCGAACAAGUCAAUUAGCACGAAAGGUCUUACUCGCCAACUGGAGGAGGAAGUGAAAGAGCUUCGCCAUAAAAACAGUGCACUUAAAGAGGAACUUGACUCAAAAGCUCAACAAAUAUCCAGUAUCGAGGAACAGUCUCAGAUGUCACGACGGACCACGGAUGACGAGAAGGAGCGGCUACUUGAAGAACUGCAACAGAUCAGACGAGAACGUGAACUAGUUCUUCGGGAACGUGACGACCUCAAUGCCCAACUCCAUGAAGCGCAAGACGAGAUUCAGCGGAAAACGGACGAGAAGGCUCUCCUCCAAACUCGGCAUCACGCCUUGACAGACGAGUCCGGCGAUUUGCAGAACGAAUUGGCAAAGGCACAAUCUAGAAUCCGCGAACUCCAAGAGACAUUCGACGUCGAAAAGCAGAACGCCGCGGAGGACGCGCAAAAUGUGCGCUCUCAAUACUUGGAGGACAUUGAGCGCUUGCAAGAAGAGAUUGAGUCUCUUCAGCAUGAGAUCGAAGACAAAGAAGGCCAGUUUGCGCUCGAGCAAGAUAGAUGGGAGAGUUUGAGGCGGAAUCUGCAAGUCCAAAAGGACAGGGCCGAGGACCAAGCAGCAGGCUUUAAGCGGACCAUCGAGAAGCUAGAACAAGUGGAGCACACACUGACCGGGAAAGAGUACAAGCUGCAAGAAGUCAUUGAUAGCGAGAAGACGAGGCAUUUCAAUGCUGAAGCUGUCCUUAGUCGCCAGGUAAAGGAGUUGAACGAUGACUUGUCAGCUAAGCGAGAUGCCAUUGACGAAUUACGGCAUGAACUUCUGUCUGCCAAGGAAGAGCUUCGCCUUACGAGGCGUGCGGAAGCGACCCUCAAGGAAAAGGUACAAUCUUUGGAGGAUGAGGUGGUUGUUCUCCAGUCAAGCCUAGAAGAAGAACAAGAAUAUGCCAAAACGCGCACACGGAAAGAGCCUGCUGAACAGGAUGGCCAGGUGCAGAAGCUACUUGCUGAUAAGCAAAAGCUUCGCGAUCAACUCGCCAACGCGCACGUUGAGCUUCAUGAUCUUAAAACUGUGAAGACAGAGAUUGAGGCAGAACGCGAUGAGCUUCAAGCACAACUAGACCAAGUCCAAAACCAGGUUGGUGACACCACGAAGUUCGAUAAAGAGAAGACCGAGCUCCGAAAAUCUUCUCUUCGGAUGGAGACGGAACUUAAGAGACUCAAGGAAGACCGAAUGGCGCUCCUGGAAACUAAGGAAUCUCUUGAGAACCAACUGAACUCUGAAAUCGAGAGAGCCGCUUUGGAGGAGAACAGGCUGUCUGCGGAGAUCGACCAGCUUCAAAGCAAGUUGCAAUCUACCUCCGGAGGAAGGGAUCGAGAACUCGCGCUCACUAAGAACAAGCUCCAACGGUUCGAAAAGCGCAUCCGUGAGCUGGAGGAUCUGCUGGAGCAACAGCCGCCCGCUGAUAAUGAGCAGUCGGCAACUGCUGCAGACCUGUCAAUGCUGCGCCAUAAUUUAGACGAGGUACGGAAACGUGAAAAAGCGUUGAUACAGCGCGAAGCCGACCAAAAAGCUUCUAUCCGCGCCUACAAGUCUAAGGUUGUUGAGCUUGAAAGAGAAUUGCAUGACGCGACUAUAAGAAAAUUUGAAGCUCAAUCUCCAUCAUCGUCGCCAGCCAACAAGUUGCAUCAAGAUGUCCGGACCUUGCGGAAGCAGCUCUCAGACGCGCACCGUGUUUUGCGAGAACUGAAGCAAAAGAACCAUGAUCUUGAACGAGCCGCGAUGCGUGAAGAGGAUCAACGAGACCUGCACGAGCUGCUUAAGCAGUCAACCCUCGAGGCCGAGGCCUUGGCUCUGCAGGUGUCCGAAAAAGAAGCUCUAUUAAGUGAUACAGAAUACCGGCUUCACAGAAUACGUGAAGAGCGCGCUUCUUAUGCCCGGAAAGCGAAUGCGGCGCUCAAGGAACUCGACUCUCUCCAGGAUCGCUACAGGCAAGCCAUGGAGAAAGCAAAUGUCAAGGGCGAAAACAAGACCAAGCAUGAAAAGGAAAUGCUCGGCCUCGGCAAAGAGAUCAUCUGGCUCCGAGCACGCCUCAAGAGAGAGGAGAAGUUCCGUCGGGACCUAGCCUGGAGCAAGGGAUUGAUGGAACUUGGGGAGCGUGUCAGGGUUGCUUGCAACGAGGCCGACCUCCGCAUGAUCUCUGAUAUGGGCGUCAAAGCUCGUGACCGCAGUAAUGUGCGCAGCCCAAAGGCGAAGCUCAAGACCGCUGUCUCUAUGGUCAAGGCCGUCGUCCGCAUGCAGAAGCUGGGCCGUGAAUGGAAGAGGAUGACGAAGCUAGGCGAAGGCUUGAAGCGGGCGAAGAAUGAGGUUAUGAGGCGGAGGGAAAGGGAGUCAUUAAAGGCAUAG